GGGAUCUAAACCAUCCACUUUGCAUGAAGGACUUUCUUGAGUAGUUUCACAGCUACCGAAAUUGACUCAAUUACCCCUGUCAUCCACAUGCGACUUGGUUCGACUGAAGCUCAGUUUACGCAAGAACUCGAACUGGCCAACCAUGUCAAAUCCUGCGGUCAAAUGGAGUUAAGGGUAUCCAAAGCAAACCUCACUACCGAGAUUGACUCACUCCGCCUGGAAACCCAUCACACUCCGAAGGCCCCGAUGUUUUCAGUUCCUCAAUGUGCAGUUGAAGGAAACGCGCUUCAUCUUGUUUGGCAUUCGACUGGCUCUAACCGAGACACACCACCCCUAUGUGAUCGAUUCCUUUCUGAUUACCAUCAAAUGUACGAAACUGUUCCAGGUUCGGGGGAGAACGGAGCGGCUAAACUAUCCGUCAUGAACAUUCCAACAACAUGCCCCAGUCGAUCGGAUUCUUCAAUGAACGUCAACGUGAAUAGCGUGUCCAGUUGCAGACCAAAGCAAAAUGUAGGGAGAUUGAACGGACACUUACCAGCGUCCGUUUCCGCUUACCUAUUGUCGAGUCCUGGAGUGCCAGAUAAAAUAUCAAACGGCCUGGUGGUGACCACAGUGAGUCCCAGAAAGCCUCGUCUCCAUGGUUCCUUUACUUCCAUUUCUGGUCAUACGACAAAUUCAAGAAGUGGCGAAUGGCAUAAUUGCGCUUUGGAGGAAACUGGUGCCAGCAGACCAGUCUACAAGGAGUUGGAACCUGUCACUUAUUCUCUGGAAGUGGAUGACGGUCGAGGAGGUCCUUUCAAGGUAAGCGGCGUUAUGACACAGAUGCUAAGUGCUCGCACAUUUCAUCCUUGUGUAACAGCGAACUGA
Messenger RNA from Dicrocoelium dendriticum, 867 nucleotides. Lineage: Eukaryota; Metazoa; Platyhelminthes; Trematoda; Plagiorchiida; Dicrocoeliidae. The record is from the annotation of a GenBank genome assembly.